Arxiozyma heterogenica is the source of this 4794-nucleotide messenger RNA. RefSeq names its product chromatin-remodeling protein SWR1 (gene SWR1). NCBI's taxonomy places the organism in Eukaryota, Fungi, Ascomycota, Saccharomycetes, Saccharomycetales, Saccharomycetaceae. Gene Ontology annotation, biological process: chromatin remodeling. The coding region runs from base 1 to 4794 and encodes 1597 amino acids. The record is from RefSeq and is a predicted model, not a curated record. Gene Ontology annotation, cellular component: Swr1 complex. The transcript has a single exon. Gene Ontology annotation, molecular function: histone binding; ATP hydrolysis activity; ATP binding.
AUGGCAAGAUAUUCUAAAGGAACAAAAGUGGAUAAGAUCUCUGGAAAGAAAACUAGCAAAAAAUCUGUAAAAAACCCAAUUUUUGCUAAAAAGGAAACUUCAAAUGACCUUGUGGAACAAGUUUGCGAUCCAAAAACUGAUCUUUUGAUAGAUAGUAAAAUAAGAUAUGAUCUUCUAACCAAUGAGUUGUUUCAUUUAAAAGAAUAUGUCUCUUUAGUUGGAUUCGAUCCAUUGCAUUCGAAUGACAAUAAUAUGACAUUUCAAAAGUUCCUUAAGGCUGAAGGGUUUUCUUUAGAUGAAAUAAAAUAUAUAGUUCAAGGGGAUGAAUCUUCUAAUAGUCAACGGCACAUGAAUGAUGAUCCUAAUACAAUCCCAAAUAAGAAUAACAAUAUUAAUAAUACAAAUGAAAAUGUGAGAAUACGAAGAAUAAGAAGUCUAAGAUCUUCCAGUCUAUCACCCACAAAUAAUGAAAAUGACAUUAGUAAUAAUAACAAUAACAACAAACAUAUCAAAGAUCUAGCAUAUAAAUUAGAAAAGAUUCAACCGCUCGUUUCUCAACGAUUAAAUGAUAUUGUGUUUUCCAAGGAUAACAAAUUUAUAUUAAUACCGAAAAAUAAAACAAGUGAAAAUAAUAAUAUUAGCAGUAUUAAAAAAUAUGAUAAUAGAAAGAUCAAUGAUAUUACUUAUACUACUACUACUAUUACUGAUAAUAAUAAUAAUAACAUAAAAAAGGAAUUAGAUAAUCAAAAACUUUUAUUAUCUCCAGGAAAAUGUAAGAAGAGAAAAUAUGACGUUGUUACAAAACAGUCUGAAACUAUUAAUCAUGGAAUAAAAAGCAAAUCUAAUGUUUCAGUUGAUAGAAUUGGAAAUGAAAAGAAUGGUCAAAUCGUUAAGAUAUCAAAGCUCUAUGAUGAUUCUACUGUUGAUGACGAAUAUUAUUAUUUUACAGCCUCUUCUGACGAUGAAUUACCAAAAAAGAAAAUUGCAAAGAUCAAAAAGACAUCUAGUACUCUACCUCGAAUCCAUUUAUAUGUUAACCCACCAAAACAGACUGUUGUUAAUCCAGAAAAUAUUGUAAUUAGAAAAUAUAAAAAUGUUCGAGAAUAUUUGAAUACUUUCAAAUCAUUGGAAGAAGACAUGACAUUAGAGGAAUAUAAUUCAUUUAUCCAAGAUUUACGAACACAAGUUACGUUAAUUAGAGAAGGAUUAGAAAAAAACAUUUUGAAAUAUGAUUUAGACAGCAAUUCCUUUCAGCCUGUUACUACUAAAGAAACAAAAACAUCGCAAUUUAAUAAACCAGAUCCAAUCUCUUAUUUUUAUAAAGAACAAAAUAAACACACUUUUGAUGAAUUCUUGGUGAAUCAAGGUAUCUACAUGAGUAAACUUUUCCAAAAUUCAAAGAAGGCAAGGAUUGCUCGUGCUAAAAAAGUAUCACAAAUGAUCGAACAACAUUUUAAACAUAUUGCUAGCGCUGAUGAAAGAAAACGUAGAGAGGAGGAAAAACAGAGAAAAUCUAUUGGUAGGACAAUCACCCAAGCAGUUAAGAAAAGGUGGAAUCUUGCUGAAAAGGCAUAUCGUGUAUUAAAAAGAGAAGAAGAUGAUAAACUGAAAACUAUUCAAGGUAAGAAACAUCUUUCGAAAAUGCUUGAAAAGAGUACUCAAUUACUAGGUGCGCAAUUGAAUAAGCAAGAUAAAGUAUCUGAUGAAGAGCUUAGUGAUAGGGGUUCUAUACGUUUGUAUAAUAACAGUGAAAAUAAUGAAUUAAAUUCAGACACAUAUGAUGAUGACUUUUUAUCUAGUUCUUCAAUAGAGGAAGAAGAUAAUGAUGUUAUAGGAGUUGAAUCAAGAACAAAUGAUGAAAAUAAUAAAAAACAAGAAAAAAGUGAUAGGCAAUUAUCCACUAAGGAACUUCAAGAAAAAUAUAAUAAAAUGAAAGAGAAUAAUGAAAUAAAUUUAAGUGAAAGUGAUGAUAGCUCGUCGAUGUUAACUGAUGAGAAUGAAGAUUCCAAUGUUUCUUCAGCUUCAGACAAUGAAGAUAGCACUGAGGAAAAUAGUAAAUUCAAACCAAAUUGUUCUACAGGAUUAAGUAGCCUUUUUGAUAAUAAUAUGGAUGGCAGUGAUUUGGAUGAUUCUGAUGAUUUCGUGAUGUCAGAGACAGAUGAUAGUGAUUUUAACAACCAGCAUACAAUUAAAAAUGAACUAAAUCUUAAAUUAGAUAAUUGUACAAAAGAUGAACACUUUGAAGUUACUAAACCUCUAGAUAAUUACAAUAAAGAAUUACAAUUAGAAGAUGAACAACUUAGUGUCGUUGAUGUACCUGUUCCAUCAUUAUUGCGAGGUACACUAAGAACAUAUCAGAAACAAGGGCUGAAUUGGUUAGCAUCGUUAUAUAAUAAUCACACAAAUGGUAUUCUAGCAGAUGAAAUGGGUCUUGGUAAAACUAUCCAAACUAUUUCAUUGUUAGCAUAUUUAGCAUGUGAAAAACACAUUUGGGGUCCACAUUUAAUCGUUGUUCCAACAUCUGUCUUAUUAAAUUGGGAAAUGGAAUUUAAAAGAUUUGCACCUGGGUUGAAAGUUCUGACUUACUAUGGUUCUCCUCAACAACGUAAAGAGAAGAGAAAGGGUUGGAAUAAACCAGAUGCAUUUCACGUGUGUAUCGUCUCAUAUCAACUAGUAGUACAAGAUCAAAACUCAUUUAAACGUAAAAAAUGGCAUUAUAUGGUUUUAGACGAAGCCCAUAAUAUAAAAAAUUUUAGAUCCAAUAGGUGGCAAGCCUUACUUAAUUUUAAUACAGAGAGAAGGUUGCUAUUAACAGGUACACCGCUCCAAAAUAAUUUAGCUGAAUUGUGGUCAUUACUUUAUUUUUUAAUGCCUCAAACAAUUGUUGAUGGUAAGAGGGUUUCAGGGUUUGCAGAUUUAGAUGCAUUUCAACAAUGGUUUGGACGGCCAGUGAAUAAGAUUAUUGAAACAAGUGGUGGUUAUGAACAUGAUCUAGAGACAAAACAAACAGUUGAUAAAUUACAUCAAAUCUUAAGACCUUACUUAUUAAGAAGAUUGAAAAAGGAUGUUGAAAAGCAAAUGCCGGCAAAAUACGAACAUAUUGUUUACUGUAGAUUAUCGAAAAGACAAAGAUAUUUAUAUGAUGAAUUCAUGUCAAGAUCUCAAACAAAGGAAACUUUAGCCAGUGGCAAUUUUAUGUCAAUUGUGAACUGUUUGAUGCAAUUAAGAAAGGUGUGUAAUCACCCUGAUUUAUUUGAAGUAAGACCAAUCGUCACAUCAUUUGCUACAAAACCAUCUGUUACAUUCGAUUAUAAUAAUGGUUGGAGAGACGGUUCUCUUAUACCAAAAAUGUUACCGAAUAUCUGUGAAAAUCGAGUAAACCUACAUAAUUUAAACCUAAUCUUUACACAAAAUGAGCUCAAUAUUACUGGCCACCAUGCAAAAACCAUAUCAAAAUUAGCAUGUGUCGAAGAUUUUGUAAAAGAAGUUAACCUACUUAGAAAAAAAGAACACAUGCAAAAUAUUGAGACGAAUUUAAGUGUAUCUAUUGUUUUACAAAACCCCAAAAACUUUUAUGAACUUUUUACCCGAAAUAAGACUAGUGACAUGAUUCAAAGAAUUGAAUUCCAAAAAUAUAUCAACAUUUUAAGAUGUAAUCGAAAACCUAUUUAUGGUAAUAGUCUCCUUAAAUUAUUAACCAUUAACCAAACAGUUUCAGAUUUAGAAAAUAUAUCAUAUCCGUUGAUUACACCUUUACAAACAAGAUUUUUAACAGAGAAACAAACAAUUGAUAAUUAUGCGAUUUUAACACCCAAUGCAGUUUCAUUAGACAUACGUAAAAUGACUUUAGGUAUUGAUGAUUCAAGUUUAAGACCUACAAAUCAGAAGAAAAAAUUGAUUACAGAAUUAUCUAGAAUGGAUAACCCAUUUCACCAUUUACAGACAAAAUUAACUAUUGCAUUUCCAGAUAAAAUGUUGUUACAGUAUGAUUGUGGUAAACUUCAAAAAUUGGCCACUUUAUUACAGGAAUUGAAGGACAAUGGACAUAGAGCUUUAAUAUUUACUCAAAUGACUAAAGUUUUGGAUAUUUUGGAACAGUUUUUAAAUUAUCAUGGUUAUUUGUAUAUGAGAUUAGAUGGUGCUACAAAAAUUGAAGAUCGUCAAAUUUUGACCGAAAGAUUUAAUACGGAUCCCAGAAUUACAGUUUUCAUUCUUUCUAGUAGAUCGGGUGGUCUUGGUAUUAAUUUGACCGGUGCAGAUACCGUAAUAUUUUAUGAUUCUGAUUGGAAUCCUGCUAUGGAUAAACAGUGCCAAGAUCGUUGUCAUAGAAUAGGCCAGACACGAGAUGUUCAUAUAUAUAGAUUUGUUAGCGAGCAUACUAUUGAAAGCAAUAUCCUUAAAAAAGCUAAUCAAAAAAGGCAACUGGAUAAUGUUGUUAUCCAAAAAGGUGAUUUUACUACAGAUUAUUUCAGUAAAUUAUCAGUGCGUGACUUAUUUGGAUCAGAAUUGACCGAAGAUAUUGAUAAUACUGAUAAACCUUUACUUUUGGAGACACCAGAAGUCAAUAGAGAUCCCAAGAAUUUGGAAAAAUUGUUGGCUCAAGCUGAGGAUGAAGACGAUGUUAAAGCUGCUAAUCUUGCUAUGAAAGAAGUUGAUAUUGACAACGAAGAUUUUGAGGAAACAUCAGAACUUGAUUCUGCAAACGGCACUACAAAGGACAUAGAUGAAUACGAGGGUACCAACCAUAUAGAGGAAUACAUGUUAAGAUUUAUUGCAAAUGGGUUCUAUUCAUAA